Molecule: messenger RNA, 492 nt
Organism: Fusarium vanettenii 77-13-4
Lineage: Eukaryota; Fungi; Ascomycota; Sordariomycetes; Hypocreales; Nectriaceae
Exons: 3
Coding region: 1-492 (163 amino acids)
Source: RefSeq, a predicted model, not a curated record
AUGUGCAGCCUCGAUCCGGAUGCCGCACAGCCCGGCUUCACCAUCUUUGCUGCCACACAGACCACGGCGACAUAUCUUGCUUCUACGUACGCCAUUGACCCGAGCCCCUCAGCGGAAGCGCCAUGGACCGUCAUCAACUUCGGUGCUCAGUCAAACAAGAUUGUUGACAUACAGCCGCUGGUGCUCGGCUUUCAGGCAUACACACCUCGCUCAACUCCUGGGGCUGGGAACGGCAUUGCGUUCCACCAAUUUCAGAAUCUGAAUGAUCCGUGUCUCGACAAGGAUCGUCAGAUUAUCUUGCCCGACAUUGCCUUUCGCCAGGUCUUCUGUAAAGAGACCAUGCUUUCGAACCCGAGACGGUAUUUGCUCUCGAUUCUAGCUGUUUCCCAAGACAACGAGCUGUACGUCAUUGAUGGCGAGCGCGACCCCAAGAACUUUGGUCUCCCAACUUUUCGGUACUCUGGCCUGCCGAUCCGCGGAGACGUUGCCUAA